AAUAACAUAACAGGCUAUUACUCUACGGAUUAUGGUUUCCUGUUAACACUCAUCACCUUCUCCUCCUGCUUCUUCGUUGUCCCUCUUUUUUUUUCCCAGUAUUAUUCUCUCGUUAUUACCUGGUUCCAUCUUUAUCUUCGAUCUUAAGAUAUACUUAAUCUACUUCUAUCUUCAAUAUCGAACGUUUUAUUUUUGAAAAACGAAGAAGGAUGUGUGGGAUACUUGCUGUUUUGGGUUGUUCUGAUGACUCUCAGGCCAAAAGGGUUAAAGUGCUUGAGCUCUCUCGCAGAUUGAAGCACCGUGGUCCAGAUUGGAGCGGGCUCUAUCAGCACGGUGACUCCUACUUGGCUCAUCAAAGGCUAGCCAUUAUUGAUCCGGCUUCUGGUGAUCAGCCUCUCUUUAAUGAAGACCAAGCCAUCGUUGUCACGGUGAACGGAGAAAUUUACAAUCAUGAAGAACUGAGGAAGCUCUUGCCAAAUCACAAGUUUCGAACAGGCAGUGACUGUGAUGUUAUCUCCCAUUUGUACGAGGAAUAUGGCGAGAAUUUUGUGGACAUGUUGGAUGGAAUGUUUUCAUUUGUUCUGCUGGAUACUCGUGACAACAGUUUCAUUGUCGCCCGAGACGCCAUUGGGAUCACCUCCCUCUACAUUGGCUGGGGACUUGAUGGGUCUGUGUGGAUUUCGUCGGAAUUGAAAGGUCUGAAUGAUGACUGCGAACAUUUCAAGUGCUUUCCACCUGGUCAUAUAUACUCGAGCAAAUCCGGUGGAUUAAGGCGUUGGUAUAAUCCUCUUUGGUUCUCUGAGGCUAUUCCCUCGACCCCAUAUGACCCACUUGCUCUGAGAAGGGCAUUUGAAAAGGCUGUGAUUAAGAGGCUGAUGACUGAUGUUCCUUUUGGAGUGCUUUUAUCCGGGGGACUAGAUUCGUCAUUGGUUGCUGCUGUGACUGCCCGGCAUUUGGCAGGUACACAGGCUGCCAGACAAUGGGGGGCACAUCUCCAUUCCUUCUGUGUAGGCCUAGAGAAUUCUCCAGAUCUGAAGGCUGCUAGAGAAGUUGCAGAUUAUUUGGGCACCAUCCACCAUGAAUUUCACUUCACAGUUCAGGAUGGUAUUGAUGCCAUUGAAGAUGUUAUAUACCAUGUUGAAACAUAUGAUGUUACAACCAUCAGAGCAAGUACCCCUAUGUUCCUUUUGGCUCGUAAGAUCAAGGCGCUAGGAGUGAAGAUGGUUAUUUCCGGUGAAGGUUCUGAUGAGAUUUUUGGUGGGUAUUUGUACUUUCACAAGGCACCUAAUAAGGAAGAGCUCCACGGCGAAACAUGUCGCAAGAUAAAAGCCCUUCAUCAAUAUGACUGCUUGAGAGCUAACAAAGCAACAUCUGCUUGGGGUCUAGAAGCCCGUGUCCCCUUCUUGGACAAGGAUUUUAUUAAUGUUGCAAUGGCUAUUGAUCCUGAAUGGAAGAUGAUCAAACCUGGACGUAUCGAGAAAUGGGUUCUUAGGAAAGCCUUUGACGACGAGGAGCAUCCUUAUCUGCCAAAGCAUAUUCUGUACAGACAGAAAGAGCAAUUUAGUGAUGGCGUUGGCUACAGUUGGAUUGAUGGUCUCAAAGCUCAUGCUGAAUUACAUGUGCAUGACAAGAUGAUGCAAAAUGCUGAGCACAUCUUUCCACAUAAUACCCCUACCACCAAAGAGGCCUAUUACUACAGAAUGAUUUUUGAGAGGUUCUUCCCACAGAACUCAGCGAGGCUCACUGUUCCUGGAGGAGCCAGUGUAGCAUGCAGCACAGCUAAAGCUGUUGAAUGGGAUGCUUCCUGGUCCAACAAUCUCGAUCCUUCCGGCCGUGCUGCGUUGGGUGUGCAUCUUUCUGCUUAUGAACAGCAGGCAGCUCUUGCCAGUGCUGGAGUGGUGCCACCGGAGAUUAUUGACAAUCUUCCUCGAAUGAUGAAAGUUGGUGCUCCAGGAGUUGCAAUCCAAAGUUAGCUUCUGCUGGAGGACCGAAGUACAUGCCUUGUACAUGUAUAAAUCAUAUAGAUCAUGUGUAGAAGUUACGAAUAAUAAUCUGUGCUCGUUUGUAGUAGUGUUGGCACCUCGUUGUUUCUGUACAAGGCAAUUCAAGUGUGCAAUUGAUGUUCUGUAGCUGUUUAAAGUUGUAAUGCAACCUUUCCUCUAGUUUCCUUA
This is a messenger RNA of Populus nigra (black poplar), 2171 nucleotides long. RefSeq names its product asparagine synthetase [glutamine-hydrolyzing] 1-like. Gene Ontology annotation, cellular component: cytosol. The record is from RefSeq and is a predicted model, not a curated record. The coding region runs from base 210 to 1973 and encodes 587 amino acids. Lineage: Eukaryota; Viridiplantae; Streptophyta; Magnoliopsida; Malpighiales; Salicaceae. The transcript has 13 exons. Gene Ontology annotation, molecular function: asparagine synthase (glutamine-hydrolyzing) activity.